CUGGCUCGCAGGCGGACUGGCUGUGAGCGGCUCGGCGCGCUCCCUUCCCGGGCGGGGGAAUCCGGGCCGGGUUGUGGCCGCGGCCGCGUACGUGAGCGCAGUGUCCCGGAGAGGGAGGGCAGGCCGGCCAGGUGGGCGCGAAGGCGGCGGCGCGGGAGGCGGCGCAGUGCAGGGGCCGCGCCGGUGGCGGGCAGGGCCGCGGCCGCUGCAGGGAGCCGAGCUGUCCGGGCCGGUGGGCGGCCGAGCAGACUGAGAAGCAGAGUAUCCAGCAUGCUGUCCCGACGCCUUGGUAAGCGCUCCCUCUUGGGAGCCCGGGUGUUGGGACCUAGUGCCGCUGAGGUCCCAUCAGGGGCCAGCCUGCCUCUGGAGCCACAGAUAGAAGUGCCGGAAGGAGCCACGUCCCCAUCCUCACUCACCUCUAAGGACCCUGUGUGCCAGGAGCAGCCCAAGGAGGUUCUCAAAGCUCUGAGUACCUCAGGUCACCCACAGGUGGCCUUUCAGCCUGGACAGAAGGUCUGUGUAUGGUAUGGUGGUCAGGAGUGCAAGGGCCUGGUGGAGCAGCACAGCUGGGCCGAGGACAAGGUGACCGUCCGGCUGCUGGAUCAGAAGUUACAGAUCUCCUGUAAAGUGGAAGAGGUGUGGCUGGCGGAGCUGCAGGGUACCACAGCCUUGGAGCCCGGAGUCCAGGUGCCAGCCUACAGACCUGUGUCUAGGAACAUCGAUGUCCCGAAGAGGAAGUCGGAUGCAGUGGAGAUGGAUGAGAUGAUGGCCGCCAUGGUGCUGACGUCUCUGUCUUGCAGUCCCGUUGUGCAGAGUCCUCCUGGGGCUGAGCCCAUCUUCUCUGUUUCCCGUGCAGCCUGCGGUGACCCGUGGAAGGAGAGCGGUGACGUUUCAGACAGCGGCAGCAGCGGGCACUGGAGCGGGAGCAGUGGCAGCUCCACCCCGUCUCCCCCCCACCCGCAGGCCAGCCCCAAGUACCUAGGGGAUGCCUUUGGGUCUCCCCAAACUGAUCAUGGCUUUGAGACUGAUCCUGACCCUUUCCUGUUAGAUGAACCAGCCCCGAGAAAGAGGAAGAACUCUGUGAAGGUGAUGUACAAGUGCCUGUGGCCCAGCUGUGGCAAAGUUCUUCGUUCAAUCGUGGGCAUCAAACGACACAUCAAAGCCCUCCACUUGGGGGACACUGUUGACUCUGAUCAGUUCAAGCGGGAGGAAGACUUUUACUACACAGAGAUGCAGAUGAAAGAGGAAUCUGCUCUGGCUCUGGCUGCUCCCCCUGCCCCUGGGACACCUGCGGGCGAGCCAGCGUCCACCUCCCGGGUGACCAGCCCGUCCCUUGCUGCUCUUUCAUUGCCUCCAGCCAAAGUCCAGUCGUCUGGCCCAGAACACCCUGGCCUGGAGUCUUCCCUGCCCUCAGUUGCACUCAGCAAGUCAGCCCCUGGCUCCUUCUGGCACAUUCAGGCUGACCAUGCAUACCAGGCUCUGCCAUCCUUCCAGAUCCCGGUCUCCCCCCACAUCUACACCAGCAUCAGCUGGGCUGCUGCCCCUACCACCACCUCCUCCCUCUCUCCGGUCCGGAGCCGCUCACUCAGCUUCAGCGAGCCCCAGCAGCCACCACCCACAGUGAAGUCUCAUUUGAUUGUCACCUCCCCACCCCGUGCUCAGAGCAGCACCAGGAAAGCCCGUGGAGAGGCCAAGAAGUGCCGUAAGGUGUAUGGCAUCGAGCACCGGGACCAGUGGUGCACAGCCUGCCGGUGGAAGAAGGCCUGCCAGCGCUUCCUGGACUGAGCCUGCCUCUACUAGCCCCACUCCUCAACCCACCUGGCAGCCUCUAGGCCUGCAGCCAUCAGCAGAACACAGGGAGAUGAUGUGGCAUGGAUGUGGGCAGCUGGGACCCAUUGGCUAAGAUAGAACACUUAAAAACACUUUCUCCCCCUUGUGGGAGUGCUUUAUUUUUUAAAAGCAAACCUAAAUGAAACUAUUUUUCCCCCUUAAAAUAGGAGAGAGCCAAAAUUGACCAAGGGUAUUCUGCAGCGAACCAGAGACCAAAGAGUUACCCCCUACCCCUACCCCAUCCUACCCUCCUGGGACUACAUACGCAUCAAAAGUAGGACAGGACGCCUUGCCAGUUUUCGUCCUGAGCUGGUGAAUCCUUUGCUCUUUCAGCUAUUCCAGAAUGAUCUGUGAGCAAAUGAAUUUCCCCCCCUUUUUUAGGAAAAAAAAAAGAAGUUUCUGCAGGUAGAUGGCCACCCAGGGAACAGUAGCAGGACCCUAGGAAGAGCAGGCAGCUGUGCUUGGUGAGAUAUGGUUUGACUCCUGUUGGAGCAGCUUCUGCAGGCAGAAAACAGAUACCCUUUUAUGGUGGUGACUUUUGGAUCUGGGUCCCCCCAGAUGUUGGGUUGCAUGCCAAUAAACGUGUGGCCCCUUCUCAAAGCCUGUCUCCAAAAAAGCUGAGCCAAAAGGCUAGUAUGAAUUCAUCUUGAGAAUGUGGCCUCGAAACACUAUCCUGAGCGUCCUUGAGCUCUGAGAGGAAGUGUGGAGAGUCUCCAUAAAAACCCUGCUCCCACUGAGUAAAGCCCCUCCUGAGGCCUCUUCCCUCCAGAGUGUCACAGAGACACUAGAAUGUCAGGUGGUCUUGUCUGAUUAGAAGUCUUCAAUGAGGAAGCCUUCUUUCCCUUGGGGUCUCUGGAAGAUGCUAGCAGACUUUGCCUCUGGACCUGCUCAACAUGGACCCAACUGUUCUGGACUGACAUCCCAGGUGUCACAGGCUCAGGGAGUGGCACCAGGCCACCUCUCCAGGGACUGAGCAGAGUUGGCUCAUGAGUUGUCAUGGAGAGCAUCCUCCUGACCACAGAGGCUCCAUUGGUGGUGUCACAUGGGAACCACCUACUUCUCAAUCUAAGACACACUAAGUACUAGUAGAAAACCUGUGAACCUGGGAGGCUGUGUGUGUGAGGUGAAGGGUGCAGUGGCAGCCUGGGCUGCUGCUGGAGGGGAAACACCAGUGUCUGGGUGUCUUUCAUAGGGGUGUAUUUUUAUAACAGUUUUUGAACAUAUAGGGACCCCACCAAGAGGCUCUCCUCUCCCUUUAAUCCCAAUGUAGACUGAGUGUCCAUUUCAGCAAAGGGGUUUUAAUCCCAGCCUUGUUUUGGAGCUUGCAGAUGUCACUGAAUAUAAUUUCCUCCAUUUGAAGCAGGCUUCCUAUGCCGUUGGAGCACCACUCAGAAGAGGAAGAGAGGAAAGAACAGGAAUCGAUGAGAUGGUUUAAAAGCUGAAGAAGUUCUGAUUUUGUUUAGUUCUUUAUUCCAUCUCUGUGCGGCCUCCAGAGCCUACAUUCAUUCCCUCUCUUCCCUGGCAGUGUUGGCCUCCUGCCUGCUGUCAUGUGUCCCCCCUUUGCUCCUUCCCCCCCAAUCCUGAUGCUUUCAUGUUGAUUCCUGACACAUGGUCUGGCUUUGGGUUUGAAGGGCAAGGGUGGCUGUGAACACCCCCCAGCCGUCAGGCCCGCUUUGUAGUCCUCAUCUCUAUCUCCCACUCCCCAGCCCCGGGUUUGGAAUCUGACCGGGUGAAGGCGACGCAGAUGUGCUUUUGAAACCAACAGGGCCUAGCCUGCAGACAGUUCUCUUGGGAAACUGUCCAGCCACAUGUCCGUUACUCAGAGCUCUCAGAGUUACCUUCAGACAUGGUGUCAUGUUGGGAGCAACCUCAGUGCGUCUGCACUAUACUCACUCCGUGCUGUGAGUCCAGGGAUACUGUCUGUGGCCACUGAAGUCUCAGGUACAAAGCCAAAGGGCUCUCUGGGAACCCAGGGUUGGAUCCAUAAGGCUUUUAAUCUGGCCCUGAAAGCAAUGUUGCCACUUCAGACGGUACAGCGAGCAAUGGCUGCCUUGUCGGAGUGAGUGGGUAGCUUGACGCCUUAGAGGACACUAUGAAAUUGGAUAUGGAGACUGAUUUGGUGGGGAAAAAAAAAAAAAACCUGUUACUUUCUGGUCACCCUAGGUUCUGACUUUCCCUGGGGCAGAAAACAACACAAAAAAGGGAGAAUCCAUCUGUGAAUUUGUCUUAUCAGCGCUUCUCCCCCACCACCCCCACUCUGUCCCCAUCCCCGCUGUCUUCCAAGUAUUAUUUUUACUGUUAAGAUUUUUUUUUAAAUGUGAAAUGAAAUGUAAUGUUUUUACAGCAAUGAUAUGAAAUAUAUUUUAUAAGGAAUAAAAUGGUACAUUGUCUGA
This is a messenger RNA of Mastomys coucha (southern multimammate mouse), 4223 nucleotides long. It is a transcript of the gene Znf395, whose product is annotated as zinc finger protein 395. Lineage: Eukaryota; Metazoa; Chordata; Mammalia; Rodentia; Muridae. Gene Ontology annotation, biological process: regulation of transcription by RNA polymerase II. The transcript has 10 exons. Gene Ontology annotation, cellular component: nucleus. The coding region runs from base 271 to 1785 and encodes 504 amino acids. Gene Ontology annotation, molecular function: RNA polymerase II cis-regulatory region sequence-specific DNA binding; DNA-binding transcription factor activity. The record is from RefSeq and is a predicted model, not a curated record.